AUGAACGAACAUUUGAACUUACUAAGGGCAGAAUAUUUACGCUUACAAAAAGAUUAUGCAGAUUUGAAAAGAGAUUACGAUAUAUUGGUGGCUGCUUCACAAGAUUCCAAUGAAACUGCUGUAAAUCCAUCCGUUUCUUUUGUGCAGAAACUGAUGACAAUGGUGUCACAGCUGUUUGACAAGGAUUUAUAUAGGUUAGCUGUCAAGCCUUCGACUGAUAUAACCGUUCACUGUAACGGCCAUCAACUACGUGCUCACAGGUUUGUAAUUGCCUCUCGAACUAAUUAUUGGAACGACUUGUCAGUGCUUGAUCGUAUCGACUUUAACGAUUUGACAUAUAAUGUUGCUUAUAUUGUUAUUAAAUGGAUGUAUACGGAUCAGUUGGAGGGCCAUUUGGGCGACUCGUUAUUAAUUGAGGUUCUGUCUGCAGCUAAUAAGUACGAGUUGCAGGAACUUCAAGAAAGAUGUGAAUUGAUUUUGAUUGGCCGCUUGGAUGUUUCUAACUGCGUUCGGCUGUAUGAAAUUGGUGAGGAAAAAAAUCUAGAAAGGCUUAAAAAUGCCUGUUGCCAACUUUUCUCAGCCCGAUGGAAUGAUUUCACCCCUGAUCUUUUCACCGAUAUGUCUGCAGCGCUCCUCUAUCGAAUUCUUAGAAGCUACUGCAAGUUUUUAUUGCAUUCGAUUAUUCGUAUUCGGAGAGGCGAUGUGCUUUUCUUGUUUUUUGUCGACUUUUCCGAAACAGUAGGCUUUUGCUCUUCUCGGAUAAAGAUUUUUAAUUUCUUCUUGACAGAUGGUAAAUUGCUGUCUGGGGAGUUAUGUAAUCAGUACGACGACAAAGAUUUUUUGCCUUUGGAUAUUGCUUUUGCUGUCAAUGAUUUUGAAAUUGCCUCAUCUCUCGUAUCUCAUGGCGCCGACCUUGAUAUUAUUGACAAAAAUGGAAAAACUUUUCUAGUCAAAGCUGUUGAAAAAGGCAGAUUAUUUCCUUUAUCUGAAAAUAAUCCUUACCUUAAUAAUUAUGCGCUUUGGCGCCUGAACUGCUGUGAUUUCAUAGUUUCAAAAGGUGGUCGAACUGACUUCCAGCUCCCCAAUACUGGCGAAAAUCUUUUGCAUGUUUUGGCAAAGACAAAAUGCUCUGAUGAAACAGUAUCCUGGUUUAGUGAUAGGAUCUCCGUUUUUGAUGUCAAUGGUUUGGACAAACAUUCCAGUUGUCCACUACUUACUGCAGUUGAGGCUGGCAAUCAGAAAGUUAUUGACUUUUUGCUUUCUGUCUCAUUCGUUAAUCCAAAUUUGAUUGAUGCAUCUGGACGUACCCCUCUUUCAGUUGCUUUAUUCGAAAAGAGAGAUUAUACUCUAGCUGGCAACCUUGUGGACUGUGGCAGCAUUGUUGAUUCUGAGUAUAAUGGAGAGUCACUUAUUCAUCGUGCUGUUAAAGAAGGUGAUCUUGGUGCAUUACAAUUCUUGUGUAGAAAGAAUGCUGAAAUUAACUCUCCAAAUCGUGAGGGUAUGUUCGCGCUUCAUCUUGCUGCGCAUCAAGAUGUUUUUAAUGAAGAAAUGUUUCGCCUUUUGCUGAAAUAUGGUGCUGAUUUAUCAUUAACUUUGGAUAAAGAUGGCUCUACAAUCUUUCAUUACGCUGUAGAUUGCGAGAAUGGUGAAAAAAUAUUGGAAAUUAUUUUAGAAACAAGGAACGAUGGAAAGUUGCCAUUGUCGGUAAAAGAUAAAAGUAAUCGAAGCGCGUUUGCUAAGGCUGUGCUCCAGAACAACUUUGCUUGUGCUAAGAUUUUAAUCAAGGCAGGAGCUGAUAUUAAUGAAACCGAUGGCAAAAAAACUUUGUUUCUACUAUCACUUCUGAGUGGUAACGACAAGGCUGCCGUUUUUUUGUUGGAUAAUGGGGCAGAUGCAAGUGUACGGACUGUCGAUGGCAAAUCUUGUUUGCAUGUAGCUGUGGAAUUAGACCUCUUAGGUGCGGUUCGCAGUUUGUGCAAAAGUGGAGCGGACUUGAAUGCUAAAGACCCUGUUACUGCUGUGCCACCAUUAUGGACGGCUCUUGAAAACGGGUCCUACGAUGUAGCUUAUGUGCUCGUGGAACAUGGUUGCGAUCUAGAAGUUUUGAUUGAUGAUAAAGAAGAAUUUUGCUCAGAAACUAUGCUUUACAAAGCAAUUAAUAACGAGAUGAGUGAUGCAGCCAAUUUUUUGAUAGAAAAUGGGUGCGACGUUAAUUCAUUGCGGAAAUUUCGUAAGCAGGAUACACAGGAUUCACGUACUUCUUUACACAUCUGUUUGGAAAAAGGUCUUGAAGAAGUUGCUAUCGCAUUGAUUAAAAAUGGUGCCGAAAUUGGAAGUCAAGAUUCUGAUGGGAGAACACCAGCCCAUAUUGCUGUACAAAAAAGAUACGACGAGGUGUUAAAAAUGAUACUGAAUAAAAAUGAUAUUUCAUUUUUGUUUCUACGAGACCGAUACGGUGCUACACCUCUCGUAACUGCAAUGCAGGUAAAAAAUAAUGCUGCCGCCGAAGCGAUUGUUAGUGCAGCUCCAUGUGCAAUUAUGCAGUUCAACGGCAACGGUGAAAAUUUGCUGCACAAUAUGGUCAAAGCUGUGGACUUUGAAAGCGUUUUGUUCUUAUUAGCACUGCAUUUUAAUGUCAAUGUACCCACACAAAAUGCAUCUCGUUUAACACCGUUACACAUGUGUGCGGAAAAUGGCAAUGAAAUCAUUAUGCCAGGAGCAGAUGUGAAUGCGACAUCAGCGAAAGGUUUUACACCUCUCCAUAUUGCAGCUUACCAUAAUCGGAGGGAACUUUGUUAUAUACUGUUAGAGAAUGGUGCGUCGGCCAAAUUGGUAGAUCAAAAUGGCAAUACCGCACUGCAUUCAGCUACGUUGAAAGGGAGUACGGAGGCUGUGAAAUUGUUGAUAGAAGAGUCAGAUGUUGUUCCUCGUACUGUCAAUAAAAAACAACAAACUGCGCUUAUUCUUGCCGCAAAUGAAGCUUCAUCGUUCUCCUCUGUGGAAAUUUUGAGAGUAUUUAUGAACGCUGAUCCUGAUUAUCCUGUUGAUGCUCAAGAUUCAAAUGGGAAUACAUUGUUUUUGCUAGCUUAUAUGAAUGGAAAUGCGGAACUCUGCAGAUCACUUUUACGAUACAAUAUAUGUUUUGCCGUAACUAAUAAUUUUGGUGUCUCUGUAUUUAAUUUUGAAACUCCAACAAAGCAGUUACUUUUUUCUUUACUUGAUGGCCUGAUAAAAGAACCAAGAUGGGCAGAAGGUGAAAUAUGUUCAGAAUGUGAGGCGAAAUUCUCCUUGACGAUAAGAAAACACCAUUGUCGGCACUGUGGUCGUUUGGUUUGUGCAAAGUGUUCCGAGCAUACGAUCCCUAUAUUGAAAUAUGAUCUCCAAAAAGCAGUUCGAGUGUGCCGAAUUUGCUCCGAUGUUUUAACAAUCGGUAUCCAACAGUGGAUGUGA
Molecule: messenger RNA, 3450 nt
Organism: Enterobius vermicularis (human pinworm)
Lineage: Eukaryota; Metazoa; Nematoda; Chromadorea; Rhabditida; Oxyuridae
Source: the annotation of a GenBank genome assembly